CAACUUAAAAUUUCUAUCCUUUAUUGUUUUAGGUAAUAAUAUAAGGCUUUGUAUUUAACAUAUCUAUAAUUUGCAAGACUACUUUAAAAUCGUAGCCCUGUCCACGUAGGUGGUAAAACUUUUGUUUUUACGAAGAAAUCUGUGUCUAAUGGCGGCAGACGAUAACGAAUCUCGUUCUGUCCUCCUCAAUGCAGAUUCCAGUAAAAAGAAAAAGCUUCCUCUCAAAAGCUCAAGCCCUUCAAAAUCCCCAGAAAGAUGCCCGAUAUGUUUAUCUCCUCCAGAAAACAAAGCAAUAACAGACACAUGUUUCCACGCAUUCUGCUUUAGCUGCUUAAAGGAAUGGUCGAAAGUAAAAGUAGAAUGCCCACUCUGUAAAAGCAAAUUCAGACACAUCAUAUACAAUGUAGUAGCUGAUGAUGAUUAUGAUGAAUUCCUUGUCCCGGUUCCCUUAGAAAAUGAUAACGAACCACAUGAAAGGUUAUACCACAGACUCAGCCACUGGUCAAGUACUGAACCCUCAUUUGGUUUCAGCAAUUGGAUGCUAUCCCAUAUGCAGGAAUGGCGAGAGCAAAUACAGUUGCGUCAAGAGAACACUAGAGCAGCAACUAUGGCUUGCACAGAUGUUGAAUUAAUACGUAGACGUCGUCAGCAUUAUCGUAAUGGGACAAUGGUAGUACAUGUAGAUAAUAAUAAACAAGUGAGAGACAUCAGUACGACAUUUUAUCAAGACAACCCUGCACAGUUACAUAGACUUGUCCCGUGGCUUAAGCGGGAAUUGGUAAUUCUGUUUGGAGCAAACAGUGUAUACUUGGUGAACUGUCUUUGUGAUACUAUACUUGGAUCAAUUCGUUCUGUUGGUAUUACCUCUUCCGAGUUUUACGCGCUUAUUCAACCAUAUUUUGGUGAAAUGACGGAUCACUUUAUUAAUGAGCUUAUAUCGUAUGCAAAGUCGCCCCAUGAUUUAUCAUCAUACGACAGACAUGCUCACUACGCGUGCAGAAAUCAGUCACACAACCGAAACAAUGCCCCUGAGAGAAGUUUAAGAGAUCAGAGUCUGAUGUACUCACUUACAUACGUAGGUGCAUUACCGCCACCGUUAGCUGACACAGUAAACAAAGUACUUCUCAUAGACCGUCAAAAACAUAGAAAAAAUGCCUCUAAAAGAUAUAACCGGCGUUACCGUAAAUGGAAUUCAGAUUUCAAACCAAGAAAUGUUCCCAAAGAAGUUAUUGUAAUAAAUUCCUCUUCUUCAGAUAAUGAGGAAUCCUCCCAUCCAAGACUUUCUUCCUCCUCUUCUAAACCUGCAUCCUCUCGUAAAAUGAUCCCGAGCAAAUCUUGGAGCAGCUCAGAUGAUGAUGACGUUCAAAUCGUCAGUUUCCAAAAACCUCCGCAUCUAAGGACUCCUGAAGCCAUAAUUGAGCUUAGUUCAAGUUGUAGUGAAACUGACAAGCCUGGUCCUAGCACUUCGUCAAAGAGAAGCGAAAAACCACAAACUCCAAUAAAAAAUGAAUCCUCUGAUUCAAAUUCUGAAGACAGCAGUUCGUUGGCUCCAAGAAUUAAAAGUGUGAUUGUACCUAUAGUUAAAGAGAAGUCCCCAGGCUCUCCUGGAAGUACUUUGAAAAGAAAAAAGCUGCAGAAAGUUCGAUAUUGUAAACUUUACAAAACAGACAGCAAAUCUGAGGACAUAUCCAAGCGCAAAAGACGCCGGAAACAUUCUCGCUCUGGCAUUAGUUCUUCAUCUGCAAUUCAAUCUGACAGUUCAAGUAGCGAUUCAGAACAAGAGCGUUUAAGAAUUUUUGGCCAUUUAUAACAAACUUGGUGUUAUUGCUGUACUUUAACCUAAUGGUUGUUUAUUGUACACUAAAGCUUACAAUUAUUUUUGAGCAUAAUUUUAACAAUAUUUUUGCAUUGUUUGUACUCAUUUAAAAUAUGUUGAACAGUUGAACACAUUCAAAAUUUCUUAAAAUAGAGAAUUUGGUACAUUUUAAUAGUCACACCCAAUUGUAUUGUAGCUGACAUUCUUUUUAUAUUUUAAGACCAGAUUUUACUAUUUUUACCCAAAAAUUGCUAUUUUUUACUUACCUUUUUGGGAUGUCCAAAACCUGUUAUAAUAUUAUCAUGCUUCUGUUUUUCAUAAUUGCCAACUCUUUUCUUGUACCACUAUCGUGGUUUUUUAAAGUUUAAAACAUGAUUAUAAACAUAAAGCAAAUAGUCUUAAUUUGUUAAAAUUGUUACCCACAUUUUAUAUUAACAGUCAGUAUAAAUUUCUUGUCAAAAAUGUUCUGAACUUGUUUUGCA
Messenger RNA from Ciona intestinalis (vase tunicate), 2298 nucleotides. RefSeq lists its product as uncharacterized. The record is from RefSeq and is a predicted model, not a curated record. NCBI's taxonomy places the organism in Eukaryota, Metazoa, Chordata, Ascidiacea, Phlebobranchia, Cionidae. Gene Ontology annotation, molecular function: metal ion binding; ubiquitin protein ligase activity. Gene Ontology annotation, biological process: protein polyubiquitination; protein monoubiquitination.